AUGUUGACAGCUCCCAUCGGCCUCCCAAAUCCGGACGCUCCGCCAAAUGCUGAACUCUCUGAUCUCGAUCUUGCCAUCCUUGAAGAGAUUCGGAAACUCGAUGCCCUCCUUUAUAAAAUUCGGGAACUCGACCCCGCCCUGCUUGAUAAGAUUCGAAAAUUCGACCCAGAAGUCCUUGAUGAGCUUCGGAAAAUCGACCCUGCCCUCCUUGAUGGCCUUCGGAAAAUCCACCCGACCCUCCUAGACGAGCUUCGCAAAGUCGACCCCGCCGUCCUCCAAGAGAUGCAGCUCGAGCCUGCUGAAUGGGAUCCUGCCAUCAUUGGUGCGAUUCGUAAAUUGUAUUUGAAAUUAAGGGAGGAAGAUGAAGAAGUGGCCGAGAGGAAUACUUGUAGCGGGCACCAAACUGCAAAAGAAAACGAAAAUGGAAACCAGAAGACACAGAGCGAAGAGACGGAUGGAGGAGGAGGAGGAGAAAAUAAGAAUGACAAUGGCGGUGAGGUGAUGAAGAUUGGUGAAGAAAGAAGCAGAAGCCAGCAUUAUCCAGUGAGGCCUGAAGCUGGAGAAGGAAAAACAGGAAGGAAAAACAGGAAAAACAGGAAAAACAAUCAGAAUUAUUUCAGGUCAGGAGGACAGUGUCCAAAUCUCUACGCUUCCCCAAAUCCAGGUAAUGACGACGUGCUUUCCCCAAAUCCUGGUAAAGUCGACACGGUCCUACAGGUUGACCCUGCUGAAUUGGAUCCUGCCAACAUUGAUGCGAUUUGUAAAUUGUCUUUGAAAGAAAAGGAGGAAGGUGAACAAGAGGUCGAGGUUAGUUGUAGUAGGCCAGAAACUGAAAUCAGAAACAAAAAUGGAAACAAGAGACAGAGUGAAGACAGGGAUGGAGGAGGAGGAGGAGAAAAUAAGAAUGAGAAUGGUGGUCAGGUGGAGAAGAAGGUUGAUGAUGAAAGAAGUAGAAGACAUCAUUACCCAGUGAGGCCUCCUGGAGCUGGAGACUCUUCGCAUAAUCUAAAGACUGGGACUCAUAAGUUUGGGUCCAAUUGCAAGUUUAACCGCACUAGUAGAAGCAAAAACAAUCAGGUGUCUAAGGACAAGAUGAAGGAAAGGGAAGGGUUGGCAGAGAAGCCAGGCCAGACAGAAUGCAAGAAUUACUUCAGGUCAGGAGGACAACGUCAAAAUCGCUAUGCUCCCCCAAAUCCCGGUGACAACGACUCAUUUUCCCCAAAUUCCUACGUUCCCCCAAAUCCCGGUAAUGACGGCGUCCUUCCCCCAAAUCCAGGUAAAGACGAUGUCCUUCCCCCAAAUCACGGUGACACUGACUGCGAUCUUGCCACCCUUAGGGAGAUUCUGAGACAUAAGACUGCCCUCCUUGGUAUUAUUCGGAAACUUGAUGCUGGCCUCUUUGGUGGUAUUCAAAAAAUCGACCUCGCUGUCCUCCGUGAGAUGCAGGCUGACCCUGCUGAAUGGGAUCCUGCCAUCAUUGAUGCGAUUUGUAAAUUGUCUUUGGAAGAAAAGGAUGAAAGUGAAGAAGAGGUCAAGGUUAGUUGUGGUGGGCCAGAAACUGAAAUCAUAAAUGAGAAUAGAUACAAGACACAGAGCGAAGAGAGGGAUGGAGGAGGAGGAGAAAAUAAGAAUGAGAAUGGUGGUGAGGUGCAGAAGAAGGUUGAUGAAGAAAGAAGCAGAAGACAUCAUUACCCAGUGAGGCCUCCUGGGGCUAGAGACUCUUCGCAUAACCUAAAGACCGGGACUCAUCAGUUUGGGUCCAAUUGCAAGUUUAACCUCACUCGUAGAAGCAAAAACAAUCAGGUUUCAAAGAACAAGAUGAAGGAAAGGGAAGGGUUGGCAGAGAAGCCAGGCAAGACAGAAUGCAAGGUUUCAAAGAACAAGAUGAAGGAAAGGGAAGGGUUGGCAGAGAAGCCAGGCAAGACAGAAUGCAAGGUUUCAAAGAACAAGAUGAAGGAAAGGGAAGGGUUGGCAGAGAAGCCAGGCAAGACAGAAUUCAAGAAUUACUUCAGGUCAGGAGGACGUAAAUCCGGAAAUGCUUGUGCUUUAAACCCCAGAAGAGGGGAAGCUUCUGUAGCUCCAAUUCUAGAAAACUUUAUGGGCCUGCCAAUUCGUCCGGGGGAGAAAGACUGUCCCUGCUAUAUGCGAACUCUCUCCUGUAUGUAUGGAAUGAAGUGCAGGUUUAAUCACCCUGAUCCUACACCUGCAGGAGAAUCUGACCCCCCAUCUGGAAAUGGUAAUGGUGGACCUGCAUCAUUACAAGGUGCAUCGUCAGCAACAGCAGCACGAUGGUAUGCACCAAUAUCAUUGAACAAUGCUCCACUUUAUGAGCCAAUAAUGAUUCCGCCAUCUCAAGAGUUUCCUUCUCAAAAUACAGAAUGGAAUGGUUAUCAGGCUCCAGAAAGUAGCAUGCCUGCACCUCCACCAUAUUUUAUGAACCACUCAGUGACUGAAACCAACACCUAUGAACAAUAUCCACAACAGAAGCAAGUUCAAGAAUUCCCAGAGCGACCUGGGCAACCUGUUUGCAUGUACUUCUCAAGAGCUGGGGAUUGCAAGCAUAAAUCUAAUUGCAAAUAUCACCAUCCAAAAAAUCAGACUGCAGUGCCCCCCUCAUGUGCACUGAGCGACAAGGGCCUGCCUUUGAGACCAGGUCAGAACAUCUGCACACAGUACAGUGCGUAUGGCAUUUGCAAUUCUGGGCCAGCUUGUAAAUUUAACCAUCCGUCAUUAUGA
Prunus armeniaca (apricot) is the source of this 2736-nucleotide messenger RNA. The record is from the annotation of a GenBank genome assembly. Lineage: Eukaryota; Viridiplantae; Streptophyta; Magnoliopsida; Rosales; Rosaceae.